Molecule: messenger RNA, 1995 nt
Organism: Diabrotica virgifera virgifera (western corn rootworm)
Lineage: Eukaryota; Metazoa; Arthropoda; Insecta; Coleoptera; Chrysomelidae
Product: glucose-6-phosphate isomerase
Exons: 7
Coding region: 146-1894 (582 amino acids)
Biological process (GO): glucose 6-phosphate metabolic process; glycolytic process; gluconeogenesis
Cellular component (GO): cytosol
Molecular function (GO): monosaccharide binding; glucose-6-phosphate isomerase activity; carbohydrate derivative binding
Source: RefSeq, a predicted model, not a curated record
UUUAACGGGCGCGAUAUUCAAAAUUUUGUAUUAAUUUCAGAUUUAUACCUGUCAAAAAUGUUUUUCAAAAUUUUCAAGACGUAAAAUUACUUUCUGGAGUUUCAGGGAACACGACGAGGAAAUUCCUUUCGAAUUACAAUGCACAAUGGAUCCAAAUUGUCCGAAAACAAGUGCAAUAUGCCGCGGUAUAGGCAGAACAUUAGUCAGUCUUGCGGUAGAAAUGGAGCCGAAACCACUUUUAACUACUGAACCUUCUUGGCAAAAACUUCAACAAUAUUAUGAUAGUAAAGGCAAUAAAUUAGUCAUCAAGGACCUUUUCGCAAGUGAUCCUGCAAGAUUCGAUAAAUUAAGUUUAAAAAUUGCUACUCCUAAUGAUGGCGACAUACUCAUUGAUUUCUCAAAAAACCGCAUUGAUGAAGAAGGUUUGAAGCUAUUGUUUGACUUGGCUCGUUCAAGGAAAGUAGAAGCUGCACGAGAUGCUAUGUUUAAUGGAUCCAAAAUCAACUUCACCGAAAACAGAGCUGUAUUACACAUCGCUUUAAGAAAUAGAUCAAAUCGACCUAUUUUAGUUGAUGGUAAAGAUGUAAUGCCUGAUGUAAAUGCUGUUCUUAAUCACAUGAAAAGCUUUACAGAACAAGUGUUAUCUGGUGCAUGGAAAGGAUACUCUGGCAAAAAAAUCACUGACGUUGUCAACAUUGGUAUUGGAGGAUCAGAUUUAGGACCAUUAAUGGUUACAGAAGCUUUAAAACCUUACAGCAAAGGACUCAACCUACAUUUUGUUUCAAAUAUUGAUGGUACCCAUCUCGCAGAAGUGCUAAAAAAAGUCAACCCCGAAACUGUUCUGUUCAUAAUUGCAUCCAAGACAUUUACCACUCAGGAAACCUGCACAAACGCUAAAUCAGCAAAAGAUUGGUUCUUGGCAACAGCUCAAGAUCCUGCUGCUGUGGCCAAACACUUUGUAGCUCUUAGUACAAAUGCUGAAAAAGUUUCCGAAUUUGGAAUUGAUACUGCCAAUAUGUUUGGAUUCUGGGAUUGGGUAGGAGGUAGAUAUUCCCUGUGGUCAGCCAUUGGUCUGAGUAUCUCAUUAUCGAUUGGAUUUGAUAACUUCAGCCAAUUGCUUGAUGGAGGAUUCUUCAUGGAUCAACAUUUCCAGUCAGCUUCUUUAGAGCAAAACGCACCCGUUAUUUUGGCUCUCUUGGGAGUUUGGUAUGGUAACUUCUUUGGAUCCGAGACACAUGCUCUUCUUCCCUACGACCAAUACCUACAUAGGUUUGCUGCCUACUUCCAACAAGGUGACAUGGAAAGUAAUGGAAAAUAUAUAACGCGCAGUGGUCAACAGGUUAACUUCCAAACUGGUCCAAUAGUGUGGGGAGAGCCUGGUACUAAUGGACAACACGCUUUCUAUCAACUUAUCCAUCAAGGUACCAAAACCAUUCCAGCGGACUUUAUCGCCCCGGCCACCACACACAACCCAAUUAGCGGUGGAACGCAUCACAAGAUCCUUUUGGCCAAUUUCUUGGCUCAAACCGAGGCUUUAAUGGCCGGAAAAACUCCAGAAGUUGCUAAAGCCGAGUUGGAGAAGCAAGGUUUGCAAGGAGAAGCGCUCCAGAAAAUAUUACCACACAAAGUUUUUCUGGGAAAUAGACCAACUAACAGUAUUGUUGUUAAAAAGGUUACUCCAUUUAUUCUUGGAGCUUUAAUUGCUUUAUAUGAACAAAAAAUCUUCACCCAAGGAAUUAUCUGGGAUAUUAACUCCUACGAUCAAUGGGGAGUAGAAUUGGGUAAACAGUUGGCGAAGGCAAUCGAGCCCGAAUUGCAAGACUCUAGACCAGUAUCUUCUCACGAUGGAUCCACAAACGGGCUUAUCAACUUCAUUAAAGCUAACAGCUCCUAAUUUUUAUACGCUGAUAUCAGGAUGUAAUAUUUAUGUGUUAGAAAUGAAAUAUAUAUUGACAUGUUGGCGUUGUUUUUAAUAAAAACAAUGUGUAAAUUGUA